Messenger RNA from Lytechinus pictus (painted urchin), 6378 nucleotides. RefSeq names its product ceramide-1-phosphate transfer protein-like. Lineage: Eukaryota; Metazoa; Echinodermata; Echinoidea; Temnopleuroida; Toxopneustidae. The transcript is spliced from 2 exons. Gene Ontology annotation, cellular component: cytoplasm. The record is from RefSeq and is a predicted model, not a curated record. Gene Ontology annotation, biological process: intermembrane lipid transfer. The coding region runs from base 359 to 991 and encodes 210 amino acids. Gene Ontology annotation, molecular function: lipid transfer activity.
ACAAUGCAUGCAACAAGUGGUCAGGGAUUAACACACAUUUGUUACAUAAGGUCAAAUCAAAACAACACAAUCAAGAUGUAGCCAGGGUGAGGUAUAUAAAGUUAAUAUGUACAUAAUUCAAUCAACAACCGUUUCUCAUUAGUCGAAGGUUAACCAAGUAAACAAGCUGGAAAGAUGAAAACUCUAAAUUCUUAGAAUAAACAAAUCCAUUUCGUCAUCAGCGAGUCAAGGAAACCCCUUGUUCAUGGAUGAAUCAUGCAGCUAUUUGCAUAUCGCAUCAUCGAUCGCAUGGAUAUGCAUACCAAUAUUAUGACAACGUCUUACUCUUAGUAUUCGAAACGAAAACCGUUGAAGAAACAUGGCACCAAACGGGUUCGAUUUGGAGAAAAUUCGAAGAGAAUUCACGGCAGCCCUUCACGAAGAUGGUACAAUAGAUCUGGACCACUAUUUAUGCGGGCAUUGUGAGAUAACAAGAUUGCUAUCACUCCUGGGUACAGUGUUUGGCUUUGUUGCAUCUGACAUGAAACACAAAUGCAACAUCAUCGACGGCCAUCGAGAAGACCAUCCUGAGGAAUUCACCACCGUCCAGACUAUGAUCGAUUACGAGAUGCGGGAGAAUCUCACGGCGCGGAAGGACGAGAAAGGGCGCGACAGCGGCUGCCGGACCUUCCUCCGACUUCACAGAGCGCUCGAGUUCUUCUGCGUCCUCCUCAAACGGCUGAAACCCGCCAAGGGGACGGACCCAACGUCGACUCUCACGUCGAAAACGUACGGGGAGACGCUGGGGAAGUACCACCCGUGGUUCGUGCGGCAGAUGGCGUACCUCGCGAUCAAGACAUUGCCGAACAAGCAGCAGCUCAUUCAUCGUUAUUGUUUGCAAGACGCGGAGGAAGCGCAGGCGUUGGUUAUACUCUCGCUUCAAGCGAUGGAGGUGGUCUACGACAAAACGCAGGAUAUCUUGGCGCACCACGAUCUACUCAAUUUACCAUAACCCUUUCUAAUAGCCCCAAACCAUAUUUAUAUAAUACACCUGUUUUAAAAGCAACUGAAUGUUAUUGUGGGGAAUAAAAUGUGUGUAAAAUGUCAAUGCCUAAUGUCAAUUUUCACAAGUCUUUUCCAGUGUUGAUGCCCACUUCUGCCAAAAAGAUCUUGUACGAGUACUACUAAUUGAAUUGUAUAUAUUUAGAUUGCAUAUCUUUCACAAAAUGUAAUGUAUAUGUAUGUUGUGGAAGGCCUUUUGCCCGUAGAUGAUAAAAAAGGGUUGCCGCAGUUUGACUUUGACCUUCGAUUGGGGAUGGGCAGUACGCAGAGACCGAACCCCUUGACCCUAGCAAUGGAAAGGGAAAAUGAUGUGCUAUGGCAAUGCAAGCUGAAUUCUAUUACGUAGGCUGGUAUGACCAACUGCAACUUCUGCAAGUGCUAUGAAUUUUUUCUAUCAAUAUCAUGGGUGAGGGUCAUUUCUUUCCUUCUUUUUCUUUCAUUGUGCUUAUUUUUCUCAUUUAUUUUGAUGUACCAUGAAGUAUUGAGGCUUAUACUAGUAUCUUUCAUUGUACCCUAGAACUUUUCAGAGUUUUGAUGAAAAUAUUGUUGUAUUUUUAUUCUAUUGAACGUUUAUCAAUGCCAACUACCACAUCUUAGAAGUAUAUGUGGAUGUUUUUCCAUGUUGCCCAUAAAAACGAAAACUAAAAAACCUUUAAAAAAAUAUCAUUUUUAGAGAGUAUAUGUAUGUGUAGCCUCAAAUUUUGCGAUCUCUGUAAUCGCCCUUAAGACGACAAGAACACACUUGUUGAAACGUCGAGAUUGGGUGGUCCUUUUCAGGACCAACAAUUGCCCAAGAAAGAUUAUGUACGGUGUACCGUGAAACCUACAUGUACUACACUAUUCUUCGUCACCAUGGAAACCUUCAGAAGUUACAGAAUGUACUUGUCACGUAGCAAAGAGAGGGAAAAUGAUGCUUCCUGUGUUUCAAACAAGAAUAUUAGCUGAGAAUCUCUUUCUUUGGUUAUUAAGAGCGUACUGCUUUGUAAACAACUGAAAAUUAUUGGCAUGAUUUAUGCUUGUACACUUGCAUAAAAGUCAUUGGUUUUUAAAAUGAGUCACAUACGUGAACCCUAUAGUGCAAUUGUGAAUAGAGGCUUUGAAGUCAAGUUAUUUUUUUCUGUAUCACUUUUUUGCAUAUAUUUUAAUCAUUAUUUUUAUUAUGAAACUAUUGUAUGGAUUAAAUUUUUGUCUACUUUUACAUGAGAUAUGGUGUGGAAUGAUUUUUAAAACUAUUGUUUUAUGAAUUAUUUGUAGGAGAGAAAGCCUUUUGAAUCUGACCACUCAUGCAAUGUGAAAAUAUUAAAGGUCAAAUUAUAUGCGUUAUUGCGUACAUACUAAAUUUUGGUUGUACGGACCGUAUUGAAUUGGACUAUCAAGCAAGAGACAAUUGUUGCACAUGUAUACAUGUAUGGUCAUAUAGUGAUCAUGAUGUAAUGUUGAAAGCCUUUCAAAUCCUUAUUUAUUUAAUUUUUUUUAGAAUUCCUAUUUUAAUUGACAUAGCUUGCACUGUACAUUGUAUUUCACUUCGACUGCACAAUCAUCUGUUUUAAAUACUGUAGUUUAGCGUGGCCGCACAAACUAGGAGUUUGCAGUUAAAAAGAGAGAAAAAAUCUUUUUAAGUACUGAAAAGGAGGCAAAUGUUGACAGCUGUUGGAAUUGAUUAUUUUUUUGCCCGUUAAAUAUUUGAUGCGUUAACUGUCAAACAAUUUUCCUUCCAGCAUGGAUGCUUGGAAAACUUUUGGAAAACCAUCCCCCCCCCCUUCCAAAAAGGCAGGCCUACGUGUAUAUAUAUGCUUGUAUACAGGCUUGGACAUGUAGGCCUACAGAAUAAUACAACUACAUGUAAAUUAUGGGAAAACUGAAUAGUUUAAGGAAGUAUUUCGCCCAAUCUGCCCUACAGAUAUGUUGAGAAAAGGAAGAAAGCGACAAGGGGUGUAACUUCCUGUAUGUGUCAAAAGAGCAUAAAUGUGCCUGCCAUUUGUGUGCACAUGUGUGUGUUCUGUACACAUUGACACCAAUCCAAUGCGUUAGCUUGGUUGAGCAGAGCUGCUCUACAUAUAUUUCAUUAUCAGUAUUAAAGCUAAAUGAACGUAGUUGCAGUAAAACACUGAUUUUGUGAGAAAGUCUGUAAAACCAAGGUAAAGUAUUGAUAUAUCAUCGUGGAUCUAGAUCUGGUACAGUUACAUAAACUGAACUUUGUGAAAUCAUAAUAUCUAGCUAAAAAACGAUCACAGUGAAGAUCGCCAACACAGAUAGGCACACGUGGGACAGUGUAUUAUUAUUGCUGGAAUAAAGACCCGACGGAAGUGACCGAAUCCGCGCUUAUUUUGCUUAUUUCUCAGCAAUUACACAAUUUCUUCCAGAAUCCUUUGGCACAUAUUUUUUAUUCAUACAAACAGACACUUGGGUGAUCAUUAUAUUAAAUUCUGUAAAAAGUCAUUUUGAGAUCGUUCCCACAACUGGAAUUUAUCUUUAAACAGCAUUUUCUAUGAAAUUUAACGUGGAAGAAAAAAUCAGAGUUUAGAAUGUGAACCCAUUCAAAGUAAACAACGUCCUCUUUACGGUUUUUGAUGAUCUUUUGUUUUCUUUCUUAUCAUAAGCAGAGCUGCAUCGUCCUCUAAAGCCGCGCACUACAUUAUACUUUGUACACGAAUGUAUGUAGUUGCUUGCCAAUACUUUCAACAUUUUGCCAAGUUAUAUUAUUUUUUUAACAUUCAUGCAUUAUUUGUUACAUUAAUUUGUGUAGAGUAUUAACCUGGCGUACUUUGUGUCUUGUUCAUGUAGCAAUAAUGUGGUUACAUCUAAUCAUUUUCUCAUUUUUAAUUAUAAUGUGAUGUGAUGGAGAUGUUCACCUUUUAUGCACUUUAUAAUUGUAUAAAGACGAUAUUGUACCAGCAAUUUCUUAUGAUUAUUUAUAUAAUUGUUUUAUUGGUAAGUUACUGGUAGAGAGCGCUUUGAAAGGGUUUAGUAUUUGAUGAUACCAGAAUACCGAUCAUUGAUUAUAUAUUUUGAAGAUUUUUGCUAUAUUUAUUGGCGAAUUCCUUGUAUGAUUAUUUCAUUGGUAUUAAAGUUACUUGUAGAGAGCACUUUGAAAGAGUUUAGUAAUGAUACUGGAAUAUCGAUCAUUGAUUAUAUAUUGAAAAAAAAAAAUUGUGCUACAUGUACAUGUACAUUAAAGGCAAAUGACGGACCUGAAUCCCAACCAUGUGAAUUUCAAUCCUGAUGCUUUUCAGUGUUUAAAAAAAAAAAUCAAAUUAUGGGGGAAAUCUCUUUUUGUUUCAAAGGGAACUGAAAUUGAUUGAACUUCAAGUACAUGUAUGUAAAAACACAUAGUGAAAUAAAUCUUUCCAUGGACUAUGUGUACUGUACUACUGAAUAUCUCGAUACAGAUUGAUGUUCGUAAUGUUCAUCAAUCAGAAAGACACGCAUAUCAUGGACAAAGUAUGGUUUGAAAUUGAUUGAUCUUCCUUGUAAUACAAACCGAUACAGAAUGUGCAAGGUGAUUAUGUUCAUAAGAGUUGGACUAGUCUACAAAUGUAGACCCACAUCUGCAGUGUGUGUAUCACAGCUGAUUCUAUGCAGACUAGGUCAAAUGGCUCGCUUCGCUCGACCUUUCGCAAACUAGCAGAUCCCACCUCACGAGCCAUUCAGAGUCUGCAUAGCAGACUAGAGUUGGACAGGGCCGUUUUCGGAAGCUGAUCUGUAACUAACAAUCAAUCAAUAAAAUGAAAAUACAUGUAUAAAUCUGAAUAUUGAAUAUAUUAGAUAAUGAAUGAAUAAACAAAUGAAGUAAAUAAAUAAAUUUAUAAAUAGAUAAAUAAAUGAAUACAUAUUUUCUAACAGCGCAUGUGCAUAUAUUGUGCAUUGAAUUCAGUACUCUACAUUCAGCUGCCUUUAAACCAAUUUUAAAUCUGUUCCAAGUCAUUGAACUUUAAUACAGUUAAUUCUUGAAAGAAUGAAAAAAGGAAAAACAAACAAAAAACAAACCUCACACACACAUUGCUAGGCUAUGUAUCGAUUGUCAUAGAAGGUUUGUUUAUAGUGUCUUGAUUUUUACACAUGUAUAUUAAUCAUGUUUUUGUUUCUGAAUGAUGUGUUUUAUUUUGAGCCAAAGAGACCAUUCAUUCCUGACCAUGAAGCCUAUGAUCAGGGCAUUUACCUAAUCAUGGUCCAUUAUCUAACCCUGGAUUAUUAUCUCAGAGAUCUACAUGUAUCUGUAACUCGGCUAAUUUAUUGAUCCUUGAAAUGUGUGGUACACAGAUGCAUGUAUAUACCAAAGGCCUUGUAUAUGAUUGAGUUUUUACAGACAUGUAUCAAUCAUGCACAUGAUAUUUACAUUUUAGAGGUGUUGUGGCUCAGUGGGCAAGCGUCUGGACUUUGAACGACAAGGUCAGGGGGUCACAUCCCAUCGCAGCACUCGCGUCCUUUGGCAAGGCGUUCAUCUACAUUUGCCUCUCUCCACCCAGGUGUACAUGUAGUAAAUGGGCACCCGGUUUGGAGGAAUUCCUUGAAUGCUUGAGCGUCCGAUCAGGAUAGCGAAGCUAAAGCCAGGGUUAUAGUAUGCAGCGCUUAGAAGCAUUUGUAUUAAGCGCUAUAUAAAUGUUGCAUAAAUUACAUCUGGGACCUUUCAUGUCCAGAGCUUAUUAGCCUCUAGACGAGGCUUAUUUUUAGCUGUUAUCUCCUUUCUCCUCUUCUUCUUCUGGAAACAGUACUGGGCCCUGUGGACGAUUGAUCCAGUCAAUCGCAAUUGUAUGGAAAUCCAUCCAUGCCGUAAUUUUUUUCUACAAGAAAUUUAUACAAUCUCCCAAGUAAACAAAGAGAAUCACUCUGAUACUUCAAGAGAUCAAUAAAUGUAUGAAUGUAUAAUAUCUAGUAAAUAUUUUUGGAACAAAUUUGCAUUUUAGAUGUUGACACUGCUUUUCAUCCAUAGUUAUGGUUAAUCGGAUCAAUCGCAACUUUUUGUACGACGGGGCCCAGGCCACAAAAUACAUGUAUCAUUAAAAUGUGGCUGAAUCCAUUUCUUUGCCCAAUCUAGCAAAACAUAAUAGUUCGUAUUACAAUGGCUGGAAUACAAUACAAUUAUAUGAAACCGUUCAAACUUCCCCCUUUCAUAUCAGGGACUUUCCCUCGAUGUAUAAUGAUGUCAUCUAUUGAACUGCACUAUACUACAAGUAGCUGAAAGUCCAAUGAAUAUUGUUGAAUUUAUUGUACCUUUAUUAUGUGUGUUUAUUAUACAUUAUGUACAUUUUAUAUGCUGCUUUAUCUUGCAUUCUAUGAUACAGUAAAUAUAUUUAGAAAUAAAAGAAGUACCGGUACAAACUUCAUCACAAUGUAUAA